CGGCAUACGGUUACACCGCGUCUUCUUAAAACCCCAAAAGGUUAUUCUCAUCGUCCCCUCUCACACACAGACACUAUCUUUAAUCAGACCGUCACUUUUAUCUCUCACUCAACUGUUUAGACCUCUGUAAAAAUUUCCGGAAUCUUUCUCUCAGUCACCGUCCCUACCCUCGCCUAUCCCCACCAACGGCUGAUCUACAGAAUUCCUUGCUUUCCUCGACGCCUAUGUACAAUCCCCUGUAAAACCUUCAAAUAUCACUCCUCCCCAUUCCCCUGUUCAAACAAAUUGCAAACCCGAACCUUCCCUUUCCAAGCAUUGCAGUUUUCUUCGGAUUUGAGCUUCUGGGUACUUCUCCCCGUCCUUGAUGGUUGAAACCUUAGCAUUCCAAUUUUAAAGUCCGGUUUUUGUUUGUAGGGGAUUUGAGAUUGGGGUUUGUUAGGUUUAGAGGGAGUUGAAUUGGCGUUAGAAAGGGGGGAAUGGAGAAGUACGAGCUUGUAAAGGAUAUAGGGUCCGGUAAUUUUGGCGUGGCCAGGCUUAUGAGGGACAAGGAGACGAAAGAGCUUGUGGCCAUGAAGUAUAUCGAAAGAGGACAUAAGAUUGAUGAGAAUGUGGCGCGGGAGAUCAUAAACCACAGAUCUCUUCGACACCCAAACAUUAUUCGAUUCAAAGAGGUGGUACUCACGCCCACUCAUCUUGCCAUUGUCAUGGAAUAUGCAGCAGGUGGAGAGCUCUUUGAGCGCAUCUGCAGCGCAGGAAGAUUCAGUGAGGAUGAGGCUAGGUACUUCUUCCAGCAGCUUAUUUCUGGAGUCAGCUACUGUCACUCUAUGCAAAUCUGUCAUAGAGAUCUAAAGCUGGAGAAUACACUCUUGGAUGGAAGCCCAGCUCCACGCCUAAAGAUUUGUGAUUUUGGUUAUUCGAAGUCAUCUCUGUUGCACUCAAGACCAAAAUCAACUGUUGGUACUCCGGCAUAUAUUGCUCCAGAGGUCCUAUCCAGAAGAGAGUAUGAUGGAAAGAUGGCGGAUGUAUGGUCUUGCGGAGUGACACUUUAUGUGAUGCUGGUUGGUGCAUACCCUUUUGAAGACCAGCAGGAUCCCAAGAACUUUAGGAAAACUAUUCAACGUAUACUGUCUGUGCAGUACAAGAUUCCUGACUAUGUCCACAUUUCACAAGAUUGUAGGAAUCUUCUCUCUCGCAUUUUCGUUGCCCAUCCCAUAAGGAGGAUAACUAUUAAAGAUAUAAAGUCCCACCCCUGGUUUUUGAAAAAUCUACCGAGGGAAUUAACUGAAGUGGCACAAGCAGCCUAUUACAGGACAGAAAAUCCAACAUUUUCCCUCCAAACUGUGGAGGAGAUCAUGAAAAUUGUGGGUGAAGCGAAGACCGCUCCCCGAGUUUCCCGCUCCCUUGGUGGUUUUGGCUGGGAAGGGGAAGAAGAAGAGAAGAAUGAAGGCGAAGAAGAAGACGAUGAUGAUGAUGACGACGAUGAUGAUGAUGAAGAUGAUGAUGAAUAUGAAAAGCAAGUGAAGCGAGCACAUGAAAGUGGAGAGGUUCACUUGAGUGACUUGACUUAAGGCCCCCUGCCAUCUGCUAUUUGCUGACUGUACAAUUAUUAGCUAAUUUUCGGUUGUGGAAUUAAAUAAGUCUGUAAAUUUCUUCUUUGGUUACAAGUUUAAGUAACCAAGAUCUAUGUAGUAGUAUUGGUGUUCCAGUUACCAGACACCCUCUAUGUCCUGAUGGAGAAGGGGAUUAAUAUCUUCCCUAGUAUGCAGUGCUAAAUAUUUCAAUGUUAAAAAAUGUAAGAAUCGUUUUUACCCUAGUUUGGUUGGUUAUAUAAAACAUUGUUUAUG
Molecule: messenger RNA, 1844 nt
Organism: Cuscuta epithymum
Lineage: Eukaryota; Viridiplantae; Streptophyta; Magnoliopsida; Solanales; Convolvulaceae
Source: the annotation of a GenBank genome assembly